AUGAUUGUAAAAGGGACCGUGAGCAGAUAGGCGAGUGCGCAGGGCUAGAAUCGCCUUAAACCACUCAAGCCCAAAGUUUUUUUCAUCCGCGACUAUGUCGGGCCCCAGACGGCCGCGGGCACACACUGCAAGGCUCGACACGGGGAGUGCGAAAGGACGAAGUCGACCGGACACUUUAGCACGUCCUGCUCGCAGGGCAAGGUGCAGCUGCCUCCCCCUCCCCAGCACAACUGAACUUUCCCGAGUAUCGACAGCUGCUUGCAGGCUCGGAUAGCAGUCAGUUGCUCCGUCCAACAAAACUCGUCUGCAGUAGAUCCACAUCCUGAACUUUGCGACCGUAUCACCAUGCACACAGGAGCUAAAGCAUUUCGCAAGAGCGCUGGGCGGUCCGACGCCGCGUACAACAACUUACGCACUGUCGGCACUGCUUCACUUUGCUCGCUGCCUACUGUGACCAGACUCGACUGGGCACUCUAGGGCUCCCCGUGUUUCGCGGGUCUGGUCCCAGUCCCAGCCAUUCCAUCCCCCGCGACCUAUGCCUAGUUGGUUCGCAACCCGCUCGCCAUAAUCGACCCAGACCGCAGAGCGAACCGUGUCGCGAAUGAUGGCGUUCGUCGAUUAUUCGGCGCUCGCUGCUCUCGACGACACGGCGCUUUCGAACGACACACAAGCCUCUGGCAGCGUCUCAAGUAGCUGGCAGCGUCUCAUUCACUGCACAUUUCUUCAGAUCCAUUCGGCAUCUCGGGUUGCUAAUCUGCUGCUCAUUGCCGCAUAGGUCGACGCAAUCAGGGCAUCAAUUCUGCUUCAUCAUGGACUCUGGACGGGACCGGCGGGAUUGCUGCGGCGGGGGAGCGACUGACAAAGCAUGCAAGAGUUUCUGCAGACACACGGGACGCUUCAUGGAUAUCAGUAAGUUGGCUGUACCAGGUCACAACUGAAGAAGCGUCUUCGGCACGAUCUAUUGAUAGACAGUAA
Messenger RNA from Microbotryum saponariae, 975 nucleotides. The record is from the annotation of a GenBank genome assembly. NCBI's taxonomy places the organism in Eukaryota, Fungi, Basidiomycota, Microbotryomycetes, Microbotryales, Microbotryaceae.